ACUUUAACUUUACUAAUGAUAAGAACCGGUGAAGAUAAACAUAUGUUACAUCCUUUGUGUCAACGAGAUGGAAGGAGAAUAGAUAUGCCCGUUGUCCAAUAUAAGUUUUAUGUAUUACUUUAUAACUGCUAAGUAUUUUCUCCUAUCAAAAUGACCUCACCGGAAUGUUUGCUCUGUUACGGUGUAUUAUUAGCUAUAUUCGUUCUAAUUUUGCUCUGUGUAACAAUAUUUAUAACGAGCGAACGAUAUCCUAUAAUAUGGAGACAUGAGAAUGAGAAGCUUUUCUUUAAUGCUCAAACAAAAGCAAAGGAGGCGUUCCCUUCACUGUAUGAUGCCUGGUGUGUAAACCUCAGCGUCAUAGUGCCUGCUUAUAAUGAAGAGAAAAGAUUACCGCCAAUGUUGGAUGAAUGUCUUGAGUAUCUAGAAAACCGUGCAAAGUCUAUUGGAUUUACUUAUGAGGUGAUAGUAGUCAGUGAUGGAAGCACAGAUGGAACUGCAGAUAUCGCACAGCAUUAUGCGUCAAAAUACAACACCUUGAGGAUACUGAAUCUUGUCAAGAACAGAGGCAAAGGUGGUGCUGUAAGACUGGGCAUGCUGAGUGCAAGAGGCAGCGCUUUGCUAUUUGCAGAUGCAGAUGGUGCCACUAAAUUUGAAGAUCUAGUAAAGUUAGAUGAGAGCUUAACAGAUGUUUUAGGAUUCAACUAUAUGAAAAACCCAGAAGAAACAGCACUAUCUGAUGCAGUAAUAUGUGGAUCAAGAGCGCAUUUAGAGAAAGAAGAGACUGCAAAACGUUCAUACUUUCGAUUGUUCCUUAUGCAUGGAUUUCACUUUUUAGUUUGGCUUUUGUGCGUAAGAGGAGUUAGGGAUACUCAAUGUGGAUUUAAGCUUCUGACAAGAAAAUCUGCUAGAACAGUGUUUGGAGCGUUACAUGUUGAACGUUGGGCUUUCGACGUGGAGAUGCUCUACAUCGCGCAAAGUCUCAACAUUCCUAUAACUGAAAUAGCAGUGAACUGGACGGAAAUCGAUGGCUCCAAGAUAAUACCGUUUUGGAGCUGGUUGCAGAUGGGCAAAGACUUGCUCUUCAUCUGGCUCAGAUAUAGAAUUGGAGCAUGGAAGAUAAACGAGACCAAAACAGCUUAAUACAACUAAUCAAUAAAAAGUCUGCCGAUCACCCAGAUCAAUCCCAACUCAUUUUUUUGUAAAAAUAUUUUUCCAAUAAACUCUUAGUCAUGGAAUUCUA
This is a messenger RNA of Odontomachus brunneus, 1240 nucleotides long. RefSeq names its product dolichyl-phosphate beta-glucosyltransferase-like. The record is from RefSeq and is a predicted model, not a curated record. The coding region runs from base 151 to 1140 and encodes 329 amino acids. Lineage: Eukaryota; Metazoa; Arthropoda; Insecta; Hymenoptera; Formicidae. The transcript has 5 exons. Gene Ontology annotation, cellular component: endoplasmic reticulum membrane.